UUCCUCGCACUAAAUCGGGUGCUAACUGACAGGAGACUGUGAACUGACAGAUACCUUCCCAGGUUGACUCGCCCUGUGCCCGCCCUCCAGUCCAGUCCAGUCCAGCCCAGUUCCAGGUCCAGGUCCAGGUUCCAGUCCUGGUCACCAGCUGCCUCGGGGCACUUUCCUCUUCCAACAACCUGGACAUCGACCACCAUCGACCUCUCUCUCUCUCACACACCCAACCCCCCCUCCAACGUCGCCGAACCUCUUCCAUCACCAGCUGCUUGCCAUCCUGUCAACUGCUGGAGGCGAAGCUGCGACAUCCAUCCCCAUCGACACACUCCUUGCACUGAUCCUUCAUUCUCGUCCUUUCAUUGACCCUCCUUUGGAGCUCCGUUCUCGAAACUACGCAAUACCUAUCCCGCCCACGCACACCCACGCCAACGGCCAAUCCCGCACGACCAGACAAGCACCACCACCACCACACACUGUCUUUCCGUCCCCUGCCCCCGUGCCGUGCAACAAGUCAAGUCGACAGACACAGACACAGGACACAUACACACGCUUACGCCCACACACUUUCAAGCUCCUCCACCACCCCAGCCAGCUCGCUUGCACUGGCAUAUACUCCCACCGCAGCUCUGCACACCACGUCAUCCACCUGUCCCGGCCUGUCCUGUUCUGGUGCGAAGCUAGCUCACCAUGGAGGGGCAGCAGCAGCAGCAGCAGCAGGGCCAGCAGCCCCCAACGGGCGUCCCUGGCCCAACCGGCCGGAGGCUCCAUAUUGCCCAUCGCCGGAGUCCCUCUGAGAUGACCCCGCUGGUGAGCAUGUUCACCGGCAACCCUGGAAUGGAGCAAAUGGCUAUACAACAGCAGAUAGAGUUGCUGCAGCAGCAACACCAGCAGAUUCAAGCCCAGCAACAAUAUCUCAACAUGGGUAUGAUGCCACCGGGCCAGGCCAUACCUGGGUUCAACCCAGUCCAAGGCAUGCCCAACAUGUCGCCCCAGGCCGGCUUCCAGUUCCCCAACCAGCUACCGCAGCAGAACAUGUCGAUGGGUACACCCACUCAACCCAUGUCACAUCGCCGUAAUCAGUCGGCUCUUCCCAACAUGGGCAUGGGCCCACCGCCUGCUCCUUCAUCAGGAGCCUCGGGGUCCGCCUUUGGUAACUUUGAGCUGCCCCAGCAACCGCAAGGCCGGGAGAACGCCGGUGCCUCACGCGGAGGCCGUGGAGGGUCCGGCGCCGCAAGUGGCCACCAGAGGCGCCACUCAUUGGCUCUCGCCGACGCGAAGAAGGCCGCCGAGAUCGCCCAGCAGAAGCGCACGACCUCCAGCUUUUCUUUCCCCGCAGCUCCCGCGCCCGAGGACGAGGCAAAGCCCGCCACGACGCAGACCUCGGCCGAAGCCCCGCCAUUCCAGCCCGCUGCGUCCAGGGGCGGCCGCGGCGGCGGCCACGGCAGGAGCCAGAGCAUGGCCGCAGGCGCUAACGGUCGCGGAGGUGCCAGUAUCCGCGGAGGCUCCCAGACCGGUUCCGAGCCUGGCCAGACUAAUGAUUUCCCCCGUCGUGGAUCCGGCCACAACCGGUCGUCCUCUCGUAACUUUGAUUCGAACUGGCGCACCCCACAGGCUCAGACUCAAGACCAGGCUGGCCAGAACCAAGGCAACUUCCAGCCGGGCCACCGGUCUCGCGGCUCCAUGAGUCAAUCUGUGAACUCUAUUGGCGCCUUCCAGUAUGCCGGUCAGCCCCAACUGAUGCAGGUACCUGGUCAGAUGAUGAUGCACCAGAUGUACCCCGGACAACAGCUUAAUGCCCUUCAGCUGGGUCAGCUCCAGGCGCUCCAAGCUGCUCAGAUGAGCGGACAGAACUUUGUUGGCCUGCAGGGUAGCCAGCAUGCGCCUCAAAUGUCUCAGCAACCUCAACAGCAACAGAGGAAGACUCUCUUUACCCCAUAUCUCCCGCAAGCCACGCUGCCCGCCCUGCUAGGGGAAGGUCAGCUGGUUUCUGGUGUCCUGCGGGUGAACAAGAAGAACCGUAGUGAUGCUUACGUGUCCACUCAGGACGGACUUCUCGAUGCCGAUAUCUUUAUUUGCGGCAGCAAGGACCGCAACCGUGCGCUUGAGGGCGACCUGGUCGCGGUUGAGCUGCUCGACGUUGAUGAGGUGUGGUCUCAGAAGCGUGAGAAGGAAGAGAAGAAGAAGCGCAAGGAUAUCACCGACACUCGGUCCGGCUCCACGAAUGGUGGCGGCCAGAGCAAUCAGAAUGGCGACGAUAACAACGCCAGCGAGGGUGGUCUCAGAAGGCGCGGCAGCUUGAGGCAGCGCCCCACUCAGAAGAAGAACGACGAUGUUGAGGUUGAAGGCCAGAGUCUGCUCCUUGUCGAGGAGGAGGAAAUCAACGAUGAGCAGAAGCCGUUGUAUGCCGGCCACAUCGUUGCGGUCAUCGAGCGUGUCGCUGGGCAGAUGUUCUCAGGCAACCUCGGCCUGCUCCGCCCCAGCAGCCAGGCUACCAAAGAGAAGCAAGAGGCUGAGCGCGCUGCCAGAGAUGGCAACCGCCACCAGGACAACCGCCAGCAGGAGAAGCCCAAGAUUGUCUGGUUCAAGCCGACGGACAAGCGCGUGCCUCUCAUCGCCAUUCCAACAGAGCAAGCCCCGCGAGACUUCGUCGAGAAGCACCAGGACUAUGCUGAUCGCAUUUUUGUUGCAUGCAUCAAGCGCUGGCCCAUCACUUCCCUGCAUCCAUUCGGCACCCUCGUUGAGCAGCUUGGCAAGAUGGGUGACCUGAAGGUCGAGACCGACGCGCUUCUGCGCGACAACAACUUCGCCUCGGAUGAGUUCUCCGAGGCAGUCCUCCGCAGUGUUGGCCUCCAGGACUGGUCGCUUGCCAAGGAAGACGAGGCUGCCAUUGCAGCACGCCGUGAUUUCCGCGACGACAAGACAUUCACUUUGGACAUGGAUGGGUCUGCUGAACUCAGCAACGCCGUCCACGUCAAGACCCUCGCUGAUGGAAAGAUCGAGAUCGGCAUCCACGUUCCUGACGUCACUCACUUCGUCAAACCCAACUCACUCGUGGAUCGUGAGGCCAAGAAGAGGGGCACUGCCGUGCACCUGGUCAACAGGACAUGCGCGAUGCUUCCGCCCAAGCUGUUUGCCGAGCUCUGCUCGCUGACACCCGGCGAGGAGCGCCUUGCUGUCAGUGUUGUAUUUUCCGUCAACCCGCACACCGGCGCGGUUGCUGAAGGUGACACUUGGAUCGGCAAGAGUAUCAUCAAGGCCGCCGGCACCGUGGCUCUUUCUGAAAUCGAUAAUGCUCUCUCGGGAGAGGCCGAAUUCAAGCACCCUGCCGUUGAACUCAGAGAUAUGCAGAUCCUUUACGGUGUUGCCCAGAAGUUCCGCGAGUCCCGCCUGGGUGCUGGCGGUGAGCCAAUUGCACCUCUUCGCCUGCUCCACCAGAUCGAUGAUGAGAACAUCCCUAUCAAGGACAACAUCUUCGAAUCGACGCCGGCUAUGGAGUUGGUGGAAGAGCUCAUGCACAAGGCGAAUGCCUACGUUGCGCAACGUCUUGCUGAAGGUCUGCCUGAAAAGGCGCUGCUCCGCAGACAAGGUGCUCCGAAUCCUCGCAGGCUUCAGACGUUCAUUGACCGCAUGACGGCCCUGGGAUACGAGUUCGAUAGCUCCAGCAGUGGUGCUCUACAGAACAGCCUCUUCAAGGUUGAUGACAGCGAUGUAAGGAAGGGCAUGGAGACCCUGCUGCUUAAAUCGAUGCAGCGUGCCAAGUACUUCAUCGCUGGUAAGACCGCGAAGCAGCUGUGGCCCCACUAUGCCUUGAACCUGCCGCUGUACACUCAUUUCACGAGCCCAACCCGCCGCUAUGCCGACAUCAUGGUCCAUCGGCAGCUUGAGGCCGUGCUGUCCGACGGCAGCAUCGAGUACAGCGAGGACCUGGAGAACCUCGUCAAGACCAUCGAAAGCUGCAACACAAAGAAGGAUUCUGCCCAGAAUGCUCAAGAACAAAGCAUCCACAUCGAGUCCUGCCGUACCAUGGACAAGAAGCGACAGGAAGUCAAUGGUGACCUCAUCAGCGAAGGUAUUGUGCUUUGCGUUUAUGAAUCCGCUUUUGACGUCCUCAUUCCCGAGUGGGGUUUCGAGAAGCGGGUGCACUGUGACCAGCUGCCCCUUAAGAAGGCCGAGUUCAGGAAGGAGAAGAGGGUCCUCGAGCUCUACUGGGAGAAGGGUGUGCCUAGCUCUGCCUAUGUUCCCGAGGAUGAACGGCCCAAGGCUGCCGCCUCGGUCCGGAUGUCCAACGCGAUGGCCGCUGCCAAGCAGGCAGAGGAGGCCGAGCGGGCGAAGAAGGAACGCGAGGAGGCGGCUCGCAAGCAGACCGAAACCAACACGAUCUCGACUAACGAUGUCGACGCACUCUUCGACGACGAUGACGACAACGCGUCGGACAUCACGGAGGCCAUGGCAGGUGCCUCGCUGGCGGAGCGCCCCACCCAGAGCGUUCCUGGGUCACCCACCCGCUCGUCCACCGCGGGCACCUUGCACCGCACGAAAUCGGACUCCAAGGUUCCUACCGUGGAAGCUCCCGAGAACCGCCUGACCAACAAGGAGAAGUACUUGAACCUUUUCAAGCUGCGUGAGGAAGGAGGGGAGUACAUCCAGGAUGUGACAGAAAUGACUCGGGUCCCCAUCAUUUUGAAGACGGACCUCAGCAAGAGCCCACCGUGCCUGACCAUCCGCUCCCUCAACCCUUACGCCCUGUAAGGUGAAACCAUUAAUCACGGCUUGGACAGUUUGAGUUCUGAGGAGACCCUCAACGGCUUGAAAUGCUUAGUAGGGUUAGAAGGGUUACCGACAAAAUAGCGAUCGAUGGUUCUCUGGAGCUUUGGGAUUGAACAGAAUUAGGAAAGGCUGUGGUCAUCGGGCCCGGCGAAAGGAUGAGUGAAGCAUGGGUUAAGUUGCUGACAAGGUGAACCUGACGAAAAGAGCAUAAUAUAACUGGAGUCUCACGCACAGAGCGGCAUGGUAUUUAUUCUCUAAGUUGAUUGGAGUGUCCGAGGAUGACUGUAGAGGCGAUAUGAGAGAUAUUAGAUAGUCGGCCGAUGCUAGAAACUCUCGUAGUAAAAAGAAGACAACUUCAAUCACGCC
Molecule: messenger RNA, 5130 nt
Organism: Diaporthe batatas
Lineage: Eukaryota; Fungi; Ascomycota; Sordariomycetes; Diaporthales; Diaporthaceae
Product: mRNA-binding translational repressor SSD1
Exons: 4
Coding region: 685-4746 (1353 amino acids)
Biological process (GO): mRNA catabolic process
Cellular component (GO): P-body; exosome (RNase complex)
Molecular function (GO): 3'-5'-RNA exonuclease activity; RNA binding
Source: RefSeq, a predicted model, not a curated record